CUCUCGGGAGGGGGCCGAAUUUCACUUUGCAACUUUCUGCGGAACCCGAGCCCGGGUGGCAGCCGCUCGGGUGGUGGUAUCGUAUGCAAAUACGCAUGCUGACGUUACAGAUCAUGUGGGUUUUGGCGUAGAUUCCCCACUGAUCGAGACAUUUUUUUUUUUACCCCCCCUUUUAUUUUCUUUCCUUUCUUUUUUUUUUUAAUUUUCUUUUUUAAAAUUUUGGCCACGGGUUCUCCGUGACGAGGGCGCUUUUCCCGGUCUGUCGGUCGGUCGGUCCGGCGGGCUGGCUCGGCGCCCCUCUUCUUUCCCACGGAGCCCUCGCCGGGGAGUGGGGAGUGGGUGGGGGCAGCCAGCAGAGUUCCAUUUUGGAAAAGCCCGUGCCGCCGCGGCUCCGCGCUCCCGGCCCCGGUCCCCGCGCUCCCGGCCCCGGCGCAGGUCUUGACGCACUGACUGGCCGCAGAGUCAAUGUGUGAAAAGAUUCCCAGGAUGUAAGCGAUACGGGACGGAUAUGAUGCUGCCUCUUGUGUUUAACCAUUGGAGCAGUUACAAUUUUCUGUGCUGAGAUCAUUCUGGAAACUCAAACACUAGACUUCAGCAUUGACGAGAAGCCAAAGUCAUCAGAGGGGGGAUAAAGCCAAGAGCCUUUCUUUGAACAAACAAAUAAGUUUGUUCCAAAAGUUUUACUGCCCCCUCCCUACGUGCCCCCUGCCCACCCCUGCCCCAAAAUAAGCAUCGCACUCAGGCAGCAUGGCGAGCAAACGAAAAUCUACAACCCCGUGUAUGGUUCGGACAUCCCAAGUUCUAGAACAAGAUGUGCCCGAAGAAAGAGACAGGGCCAAAGAAAAAGCAACCGUCACGCCACAGCCUGAAACAGCCAAGGGCAGUUGGACAGCGGAUCCUGACAACUCAUCCAAAGAAAACGAAGUGAUAGAGGUGAAAUCGACGGGGGAGAACCCGUCCAAGAAGCUCCAGGGCGGGUACGAGUGCAAGUACUGCCCCUACUCCACGCAAAACCUGAACGAGUUCACGGAGCACGUGGACAUGCAGCACCCCAACGUGAUUCUCAACCCCCUCUACGUGUGCGCCGAAUGCAACUUCACAACCAAAAAGUACGACUCCUUGUCUGACCACAACGCCAAGUUCCAUCCCGGGGAGGCCAACUUCAAGCUGAAGUUGAUCAAGCGCAACAACCAGACUGUCCUGGAGCAGUCCAUCGAGGCCACCAACCACGUGGUGUCCGUCGCCACCGGCGGCCCCGGGAGCGGUGACCAUGACCCUGGGAUCCCGGUGAGUAAAACCCCCAUCAUGAAGCCAGGGAAACCGAAAGCUGAUGCCAAGAAGGCGCCCAAAAAGCCGGAGGAGGCCACCCCCGAGAACCACAUGGAAGGGACUGCCCGCCUGGUGACAGACGCCGCCGAGAUCCUCUCGAGACUCGGGAGCGUGGAGCUGCUCCAGGAGUUGGGGCACGUCACGCCUUCUGUCCAGCUCCCACCAAAUAUCAACCUUGUCCCCAAGGUCCCCGUCCCGCUGAACACUACCAAAUACAACUCUGCCCUGGACACCAACGCCACCAUGAUCAGCUCCUUCAACAAGUUCCCUUACCCGACCCAGGCCGAGUUGUCCUGGCUCACAGCUGCGUCCAAACACCCCGAGGAGCACAUCCGAAUCUGGUUCGCCACCCAGCGCCUAAAGCACGGCAUCAGCUGGUCCCCGGAGGAGGUGGAGGAGGCCCGGAAGAAGAUGUUUAACGGCACCAUCCAGACGGUCCCCCCGACAAUCACUGUGCUGCCCACCCAGCUGGCCCCCUCCAAGAUGUCUCAGCCCAUCCUCCAGACGGCUUUGCCGUGCCAGAUCCUUGGCCAGACCAGCCUGGUGCUGACUCAGGUGACCAGCGGGUCCACCACCGUCUCUUGCUCCCCCAUCACACUUGCGGUGGCCGGAGUGACCAGCCACAGCCAGAAGAGACCUUUGGUGACCCCGCAGGCUGCCCCUGAGCCCAAGCGUCCACAUGUCGCUCAGGUGGCUCAGGUGGCUCAGGUGCCAGAGCCCCCGCCCAAGCUGGCGAACCUGUCCCUGGCCGCGGCCAGCGACCGCAAGAAGACGAAGGAGCAGAUAACCCACCUCAAGGCGAGCUUUCUCCGGAACCAGUUCCCAGACGAUGCUGAGAUCUACCGACUCAUCGAGAUGACCGGCCUUGCCAGGAGCGAGAUCAAGAAGUGGUUCAGCGACCACCGCUACCGGUGUCAAAGGGGCAUCGUCCACAUCACCAGCGAAUCCCUUGCCAAAGACCAGCCGCCCGUGUCGGCCACCCCACACGGUCGCACGUACCACGCCUACCCCGACUUUGCCCCCCAGAAGUUCAAAGAGAAGACCCCGGGUCAGCUUAAACUCCUGGAAGACAGCUUUGUGAAAAGCUCUUUUCCCACCCAGGCGGAACUGGAUCGGCUGAGGGUGGAGACCAAGCUGAGCAGGAGGGAGAUCGACUCGUGGUUCUCAGAGCGGAGGAAGCUCCGGGACAGCAUGGAGCAAGCGGUCUUGGAUUCCAUGGGGUCUGGCAAAAAAGGCCAGGAUGGGGUGGGCCCCAAUGGUGCUCUGUCUCGACUCGACCAGCUCACCGGUGCUCAGCUGGUCAGUUCUCUGCCCAGCCCUUCACCAGCAAUUACAAAGAGUCAAGAGCAAGUCCAUCUCCUGAGGAGCACGUUUGCAAGAACCCAGUGGCCUACACCCCAGGAGUACGACCAGCUGGCAGCGAAGACCGGCCUGGUUCGAACUGAAAUCGUGCGCUGGUUCAAGGAGAACAGGUGCUUGCUCAAAACGGGGACCUUAAAGUGGAUGGAGCAGUACCAGCCGCAGCACACAGCGGAGGACCACGGCCACGACGCCCUGGCCAGGAGAGCCGUCAAGGCCGCCGUCCCCGAGAGCCCAAAGAACGGGGGCGAGGUGGGCCCGCAAUGCCACAAGGACCCCAAGAAGCUCUGCGAAGAGGUCUUGGAGAAGCUGGUGCCCAGGGCGAAAGUGGGCAGCGAGCCAGCAAAAGAUGGUUUGCCGGCAAAGCCCUCGGAGGCCACCGUGGACAGGUCAGAGGGCAACAGCCGAGACGGCCAGGGGAGAGACGAACACGGGGAGUCGGGCGUGGUGGAUUGGGUGGAGGUGACGGUCGGAGAGGAGGAUGCCACCUCGGACCGGUCAGACAGCUGGAGCCAGGCUGCCCCGGAGGGCACCGCAGAGCUGGCCGACUCGGACUCCGACAGCGUCCCUGCCGAGGCUGGCCAGGCUUAGACAGGGACGUCGGUCCGAAUGACUCUGUCUGUGAAGAAAGAAGAGAACGUCCCUCCCAGGCCUGCGAGGCCCGCCUGGCCAGACUCCAGCCGGACCUGGUUAGCGGGCCUGUCCCCCCGCAGGCGCCUCCCGGAGGACCGGCGGGAAUCGUUCACCGUGCCAAAGUCCUACUACUGCGUUUCCAAUGGGUCCUUGUAAAUAGUCGUCCCCUCUGCCCUGUCCCCCACCUCUUGCUCCACUGGAACCAAUUUGUACAACUGGGGAUUUUGCUACCUUUUUAAUCGCGGGCAAUUUCCAUCUCCAGCACUACCAUCCAUCGCAAGGUUUUUCCCAGGAGGCGGGGGCUGGUCACAUGCGUUGUUUUUUUUUUUCUUCUUCCUUCCUUUUCUUUUUAUUUUAUUUUAUUCAUUUGGGGGAAGGGGUAAUAUUAGCAUUAGUGCCAUUAUAUCUACUGGAUUUUAGGUAGGGAGAGUUCAUUUUUAAAGGUAGAUUGAAAUUUGGGAGAUUUUUCUCGGGGAGGCGUCGGACUCAACGUGGAGAGCAUUUGCAGAGGGCAGAUCUUCCCAAUCGAAUCUGUUUCCACGUCCCCUCCAGCAGCCUCUGAGAUCCCUGUGGAGCCAUGCACAAAGGCACAAGGCGUUCCCAGCCGCCUCCUGCGGGUCUGGUUUCUCAAUGGCCUGGCCUCUGAGUCAGACCUGGGGCCCGACCAUUGCCCGGCAGUCUGGGGAACAGGUGGCUGUCCUUUUAAAGCACCUUUUUAGAUCCCUGCAGAAAGGGCUAUCAUUGUCAUUGCUUUUGUAAAACGGCAGCAGUCAGAGAUCUUCCUGUCUAGAUGGAACAAAGAUGAACCGCACUGGUUUUCGUUUCUGUCCCCGACUGCCUUUUCUCAGUGUGAUAUUGGACACGAUUUCAGCUUGAAGCCUUCCCAUAAGUUGGUUUUUUGUUUGUUUGUUUGUAUUUGUGUUGGGCCAAUGUUAGACUCCUGAGUGCACUUUUUCCUCCCAGUUAGUGCUAACUUUUAAAGAAGAAAAACCAAGAGACAUAUCUGGUGUACAUGUUGCAAUAUGAAUUGUGUGUGCACCCUCCCCGCCGUGCCCCCCCCCCCCCAAUUUGAGUACAUUGCACAAAUAAAAUGCUAGGGAGUUUGGGGAAAAAAGAACACAACUUUUCUAACUUGUUGCUCCUUUGUUGUAACUCAAUAAAGCAAAAGACUAAACGUUUUUAUAACCUUU
Molecule: messenger RNA, 4511 nt
Organism: Pipistrellus kuhlii (Kuhl's pipistrelle)
Lineage: Eukaryota; Metazoa; Chordata; Mammalia; Chiroptera; Vespertilionidae
Gene: ZHX2
Product: zinc fingers and homeoboxes 2
Exons: 4
Coding region: 748-3279 (843 amino acids)
Biological process (GO): regulation of transcription by RNA polymerase II
Cellular component (GO): nucleus
Molecular function (GO): DNA binding; DNA-binding transcription factor activity, RNA polymerase II-specific
Source: RefSeq, a predicted model, not a curated record